Molecule: messenger RNA, 622 nt
Organism: Belonocnema kinseyi
Lineage: Eukaryota; Metazoa; Arthropoda; Insecta; Hymenoptera; Cynipidae
Exons: 3
Coding region: 159-548 (129 amino acids)
Source: RefSeq, a predicted model, not a curated record
CCUACUAUAUGCUCACGGAUAUGGACCUGCGAUAGUCUCGUUGACAAGGCAAAUCAACACUCGGAGAAAUCAACAGAAGAUAUGGAAUUUAAAACGAAAGCAACAAAUUCCGAAGGUUGUGUUGUAGAAGUAUACAAAUAAUAAUUCAACACUUAGCAAUGCAUAUUAAAUAUUGCACCAGUAAUAUCCUCAUCACAGAAUACUCUCCCUCUCUAGGCGACGAUGAGGACAUAAGCGAUUGCUCGACCAUCAUUUAUGACACUGAUGAUGAUGAUAAUGUUGAAGUAUGGCCUCAGUCAACCAGCUUGACACCAGCUCAGAGACUGAGAACUGAAAGACGCGGUCAGUUUCGAACUCAUCCCAACACCCACCAAGUUUCUUCUCAUUUCCCUAUUUCAAGCCAAACAAACCAAGAAGAGUCACUUCCUUCCACAUCCCGCUGUAUAUUUGUUCCUAAACCUAGCCCUGUCCCAACCUUACCCUCUUAUGACGACUUUCCUUUUGAUCCUUCUCCAAAAUACGAGUCUAUUUUUCCGGAGAUUUUAUAAAGAUCGGUUAAUUUCCUUGUUAUAUAAUUAUAAAAUGUAUAGAAAUAUUUAAUUAUUAAUUUUACGCUUAUUUA